Sungouiella intermedia is the source of this 2607-nucleotide messenger RNA. NCBI's taxonomy places the organism in Eukaryota, Fungi, Ascomycota, Pichiomycetes, Serinales, Metschnikowiaceae. The record is from the annotation of a GenBank genome assembly.
AUGCCGAAACAGGAAAACGACUCUCCUGAAUUGCCCACCCCUUACGAGGCAACGGGGAUGGGUUCCAGCAUGCUGAUGGCUUCGACUACCGGCGCAGGCUCGGUCUCUGGUGGUCAUCGCUCCCAGGACCAAAAAAGACGCCGGGUCACUAGGGCUUGUGACAAUUGUCGACUUAAAAAAGUCAAAUGUGACGGAAAACAACCAUGUAUCCACUGUACGGUGUACUCGUACAGCUGUACGUAUGACAGGCCCAACAUUCGGAACAAGAAUGCUCCAGCGCCAGCGCUUGCGACGCCACAGUCAACUGCUUUGCUCCACCUGAUAGCCAUGAACAGAAUGCCUUCUGUGACUACCGUGAACGCCAACUUGGUAUUGGCACAGAACAUCAUGAAUUUGGUUUUCCCAAAAUUGCACCUUAACUUUUUGGAAGAUCAGCCUCAGCCCUUUGACUUCUCCAAGUUUCAGAAGGUAGUCAGCUACUUGCAACAGAAAAAUUCGGGAUCUCUCAACAUCCAGGACAUUACCGAAUUGUACCAAGACGGAAUUACUCCCAAUACUUCGCCGAUCAAUAAUCUCGAACAUCCUGUGGGCUCUACAGGCUCGACUGAUGAUAAUUUUGGAUACGAGCUCAAACUUAUGCUUCCUCCCAAGGAUAUUGCACUACAACUCAUUUUCACAACGUGGCAUAAGGCUUGUGUGUUGUUUCGUUUCUAUCACAGACCCUCCUUGCUCGAAGAAGUGGACCUCUUGUACAGCUUGGACCCUCAAAAUUAUACAGACAGGCAGCAGAAGUUUUUGCCUUUCAUGUACUCGAUCCUAGCGUGUGGGUCUCUUUUCUCCAAACAACCCUUCAACGACUCCAAGAACGAAUCUCUCGAAGACGACGGGUUCAAAUACUUUUUAGAAGCUAGAAAGUUGAUAGACAUCACUAAUGUGGGCGACAUUCCUUCCAUUCAGACUAUCGUCAUGAUGAUCCUCUACUUGCAGUGCUCGGCUAGAUUGUCCACCUGCUAUUCAUACAUUGGUAUUGCACUUCGAAGUGCAUUGAAGGAAGGUUUACACAGAAACCUUUCUAUUUUCCAGUCUUCCAAGAGAAAACUUGAUCCAAUAGAAGAGGACACCCGAAAGAGACUAUUCUACACGAUAUACAAGAUGGACAUUUAUAUCAAUUCGUUGUUGGGAUUGCCCCGCUCAAUCAGUGAAGACGAAUUUGAUCAAGAACUUCCUGCAGAUCUUGAUGACGAACUCGUUACAAGGACAGCUUACCUCUUCGAUAAACAAGAGGGCCGGUUGUCAUCAUCUGGAUGUGCCAACCACCACACAAAGUUGACAAUAAUUUUGUCACGAAUUGUCAAAGAAUUGUAUCCAAUCAAGAAGAAGAAGGAUAAUGGAAUGUCAACGGCUAUUCACGAUAAAGUCACCGAACUCGAGCGAGAACUAAAAAAUUGGCUCGAUAACCUCCCUGCGGAAUUAAAACCCACUGAUCCAAACGAUUCUGAAAGCGGUGCUCUGAUUCCUGAAAGGUUCAAGUUGGCCAACUACUACCUACACUUGUCCUUCUUGAACUGCCAAAUCAGUCUUUACAGACCCUUCAUUCAUUUCAUCAGUAAUGGAUAUCAAGCCACUCACUCUGAUCCUCGUUCUUUGAUUAGAGGUCGGAACUGUAUCAAAGUUGCUCGUAUGGUGGUGAAAUUAGCCAACAAGAUGAUUGACCAGAAUCUCUUAAUCGGAACCUACUGGUUUUCCAUGUACACUAUUUUCUUCUCCAUCGCGUGUUUGAUUUACUACUUCCAUUUUGCAAACUACAACAACCAGAAAAACAACCAGAUGGGUGUCAACUACGCCGGCGUGCUAUUCGAUGACGAUUUGAACAUAGAAAUGAUUCGGAAGGAUAUCGAGGUCGGUAGAAAGGUGUUAGAUAUAAUGAAGAAUAUGUCCAAUGCUUCUUUGCGUAUCUACAAUAUUUUGAAUAAUUUGUUCGAGCAGUUGAACAGGAGGACAGCAGAUACUUCAAUGAAAGCCAACUUAAUGUCUGGUUCAAAUACCAUUGAAGCUAACGAUGCUUCAGUUCAGUUGACCCUUCGCAAUUUCGACAACAUCAACGAAUUUAAGAAAGACGUGUCUAAUAAUGCUUCAAGAGAAGCUUUUGACUUUGUCCAGGAUGCUAUUGAAGAGAAGCGUGAUGCCGAGAAGCAACUUUAUGACCUCUUCUCUAAGAACAAUCAGAAUUCAAACUUCAACCCGUCUGGCACUGAUCUGUUCAAUGGACAGGCGACUGUUUCAGGAGCGAAAACUAGUCAUACCGUAGAAACAACUGAACCCAAUAAUUUGGGGGGUGUUGUUGCUCCGCUUGAUCUUGAACGUCCUGAGGUUGGCUCUCCGUUGAAUUACGUUCCAGGAGUAAUCGACAAACUUGAUACACAGAUCUUCGGUCGUAUUCUUCCUCCUUACAUGCUUGAGGAAAACAAAAGGCAAACUGGUAUGAAGCGUACAGAAGAUGAUCAAGUUAGUGUAGAUUCGGGUUUAGGAUUGGAUCUCGAGGGUAUGCAAAAUUUGGUGUUUGAUCCUAGUCUGUUUGACUCGUUAGACCCAUUUAACCUUGCCUAG